Messenger RNA from Polistes canadensis, 3518 nucleotides. It is a transcript of the gene smo, whose product is annotated as protein smoothened. Gene Ontology annotation, molecular function: transmembrane signaling receptor activity; patched binding. Gene Ontology annotation, cellular component: cilium; dendrite; plasma membrane. The record is from RefSeq and is a predicted model, not a curated record. Gene Ontology annotation, biological process: positive regulation of smoothened signaling pathway; commissural neuron axon guidance; smoothened signaling pathway. Lineage: Eukaryota; Metazoa; Arthropoda; Insecta; Hymenoptera; Vespidae. Bases 383 to 3289 code for a protein of 968 amino acids. The transcript has 9 exons.
UAUUCACCGGUGUAAAAUUACGAAUCCAUCUUAAAAAACAUUACCUUCCAUGUAAAAAGUGAAGUAUAUUUGACAUUUAUAAAAAACGAAGAGUAAAAUAAGAAAAAUAAUUGAAAUAAAAAGCCAGGCUACUUUCAAACUUGGGAAAUGCGAAACAAUGCGAAGUAUGGUAUGGGUUGUGACCGGGGGUCGUCGUGGGUGGUCCAAGUCGUUCUCAAAGCAAGCUUCUCUCCUCGUGUGUGGUCUCAGGGGUUUCUACGAACACUGGACUCAACUAUCCGUUCUGCUGCUAGAAGAUGCGAGACAUUUUGUCCGAUCAAAAGGGAGGACUUUCUCGGUGGCUAAUCAAGAAUACCUGAACAUUUAAUAUAUUUUUAUUUCUAUGCGUGAGAUUAUGAUUGCAUUAUUAUGCUGUUUGUUUAUAUUUCAUGUAGUCAACUCGGAAUUGGUUGAUUCUUUUACUGGCAAUUCCAAUGGCGAAAAUGAAACAUGGAAAAAUUUGGAUUUAAGUCAUAGACAUAGGAUUAAGGAUUCCAAUUAUCUGCUGGACAGGUAUCCUUUGGGAGAACUGCCUUCUGAUUCUGAGAACUGCCGGAGACCUGCAAAAUGUAUACCUUUGCAGAACAAUACUUGUAUGGGUACCAGAUUACCUUAUUUGUCUACUACGUUAGAUCUUGUAUCCGAAUAUACGACACCUAAAUUAAUUCAGGAAAAGUUAUAUUUACUACAAGCACUUAGACAUAUACCUAAGUGUUGGGCAGUCGUACAACCAUUCUUGUGUUCGAUAUUCAUGCCUAAAUGCAUAAAUGAUACUGUUGAUUUACCAUCCCAAGAAAUGUGUAAAAUGGUAUCUGGACCUUGCAGAAUAGUAUUCAAUCAUACUAUCUGGCCAAGUUUCGUCAAAUGCGAAAAUACCAAACUUUUUCCGAGAUUAUGUAAAAAUGAUAUUAGAGAAUUGAAAUUCAAUACUUCGGGUAAAUGUUUGAAACCACUUAUUCCAACCGACAAUAUGCUUGCAAUUUUUGAUGGCGUUGAUGGAUGUGGUACGCAGUGCAAUGAUCCAUUUUUUACAUCGGAUGAGCAAAAACAAAUUCAUUCUUUUAUUGCUUGGGCUGCUGGUAUUUGUUGUUCAUUUAAUUUUUUUACUGUGGUCACGUUUUUAAUAGAUUGGAGAAGUGCAAAUAAAUAUCCUGCGUUAGUUAUAUUUUAUAUCAAUUGUUGUUUUAUGGUGUCGUGUAUAGGAUGGUUAGUACAAUUUACUCCUGGAAGUAGAGACGUUAUUGUAUGCCGUAAAGAUGGUACAUUGAGAAUGAGUGAACCAAGCGGAGAAAAUUUAUCAUGCGUUGUUGUUUUUGUACUUGUUUAUUAUUCACUCAUGGCUGCGAUGGUGUGGUUUGUCAUUUUAACAUACGCUUGGCAUAUGAGUUUUCAAGCUCUUGGUAAAAUUCAAGAUAGGAUUGAUAAAAAGGGUGCUUAUUUUCAUCUCAUUGCUUGGUGUUUACCGCUUGUUUUAACGGUGACCAUUAUGGCAUUGGGAGAAAUAGAUGGCAAUAGUGUAACUGGUAUCUGUUUCGUUGGUUAUUCGAAUCAUGCAGUUAGAGCUUGGUUUCUGCUUGGGCCUGUGGUAAUCGUUUUACUCGUGGGAGGAUACUUUUUGUCCAGAGGAUUGAUCACGCUUAUUCGCUUAAAAAUCAGUAGUCAAGAAAUAAUAUCUGAAAGAGCAAGUUCUAAAAUAAGAGAAACCAUCGUUAGAAUGGGCCUAUUUUCAAUUUUUACAUUUGCAGCAGUCAUAGUGACUUGUUAUUGCCACAUUCAUGAAUUUCAGCAUUCUUGGGAAUGGCGAAAAAGUUUUCGUGAUUAUAUGAUAUGUUCGAUAACAACAAAGUAUGCAGACAUAUCCGAAUGUAAAAUGAAAGCAAGACCAAGUGCUGCCAAGUUGCAGUUGCAUUUACUUUCACCAUUUUUUGCUGGUAUUCUCAUGUCGUCAUGGGUUUGGACAGGAUCCACAGUGGAUACGUGGAAUAGAUUUAUCCGACGGACUUUUAAUAGUGAAACUGAAGAGCCGAUAAAACUGAAGAAACACAAAGUGAUAGCACAAGCUUUCGCAAAACGCAAGACUUUUAACAGUGCUGGUCGUUUAUCGAUUAGUUUUCAUAAUACUCACGAAGAUCCAGUAGGAUUAAAUUUUGAUCUCAACUCUGUAGCAUCUCAAGACUUUAGUUCAACUUGGGCUGCUGCUUUACCAAAAUUAGUGACAAGAAGAGGAGCACUGGUGGGUGGAACAACAGGUUCAGUAUCUAGCAACAGAAGAAAUUCUGUUGAUUCUGAAAUAAGUUUCAGCGUGAGACGGGUAUCAGUGGAAUCUCGAAGAAAUUCAUUGGAUUCUCAGAUAUCCGUGCAGAUAGCUGAAUUGAAAACAACGAGAAAGGUAGCUGGAAGUGCUCGUGGACGUCGUGUUAAACGUAGAAGAGAUUUUGCUAAAUCAAGAUCUAGCAAAGUUGGUCCACUUUUUCGUCGAGGCAGUUCUACGUCUCAAGAGAGUCAGCUUGGUGCACAAAUACUUUCAGCAUUGACCAUUGGUGGUACAUCUAAAGUCCCUAUUCAAGUUCCUAAUAUGAAAAGACGGUCGGCUAGUGCAGGAUUGGACGAACGUGUUUUAAAUUCUAAAAUGUUAGAAUGGAAAAGUCCGGGUAUGUUAUUACCAUUUUUAUUUCCAAAUCAAAGCGGUAGCGAUGAGAAUUUAAGUAGCGAAGAAAAAAGGCAUCGAGAUAUGAGAGAUAAAGAUAUUGAUAUAGAAGCAGGCAAUGCAGACAAAGACGAUCAAGAUACUGACAGUGAUGAUAGUCAGCCUGACGAAGAAACGAAGAUGCUGGAAAUGGAAGAACCAAUGGAAAAUAGUAAAAGUAAGAUGAAUAACAAAAGUGGCAAGAAUUAUUGUCACGAAAGUGAUAUUAGAACUAGAGAAGGUCGUAAAAGUAAAUACUUGUUACAAGACGAGGCUAUCCUAAAACAUUUACUCCAAGAGUCCAGUGAAACAAAAUUGAAAUGUGAGUCGGAGAAAAAAGACACAUACAAAAAGGCUGGUAUGGGUGAUUUAGCAUCCAGUUUGAAAUCUUGUUGUCCUGAAUUAACACGAAUAAUGGAUAAAUCGGAUGGGCAAAUUAAUGCCAGAGAAAUAGCUACACAAACUUCUUUGCCUCUCGAUAUUUUAGAAAUGGAGGAACUAAAGCAAAGUAUUGAUGAGAUUAUUAACAGCAGGCAUUGUAGUUCUAAAGCAACGCAAAUGUAAUUUUAAUUAAAUGAACAAUUUGAAUAUUGCAAUAUUUAAGACUGAACAUUGACACUGAUCAAUAUUUUAUAUCAUCGAAGAAUAAAGUUCAUUCAUAUGUUUAAUGUACAACACUAUAGCAAUUUAAAAUGUUAACAUUAUUAUAUGUUUUUAAUAGGUAAGGAUAUACUAUUUCUUUUCAUUUAAUUAGUAUGUCGAAACUUUUCUUACUGUAAAUGAUUUAUGACUU